Phascolarctos cinereus (koala) is the source of this 3121-nucleotide messenger RNA. RefSeq names its product ubiquitin specific peptidase 5 (gene USP5). Gene Ontology annotation, molecular function: cysteine-type deubiquitinase activity; zinc ion binding; protein binding. Gene Ontology annotation, biological process: protein deubiquitination. The record is from RefSeq and is a predicted model, not a curated record. Gene Ontology annotation, cellular component: cytosol; nucleus. Lineage: Eukaryota; Metazoa; Chordata; Mammalia; Diprotodontia; Phascolarctidae.
CUUUUUAGUGCGCGUGCGCUCCGAGUGGUUCGCGGAUUGGUUGAGGUGGUAGGGGCGAGGAACCGUGGGAGUCGCGGGAGCUGUUCUGUGUGGAAGCGCUGCUGCCGGUGUCAUGGCGGAGCUGAGUGAGGAGGCGCUGCUAUCUGUAUUACCGACUAUCCGGGUCCCCAAGGCCGGAGAUCGGGUUCACAAAGACGAAUGCGCCUUCUCCUUCGACACACCGGAGUCCGAGGGUGGUCUCUACAUUUGCAUGAAUACCUUUCUGGGCUUUGGGAAGCAAUAUGUUGAGAAGCAUUAUAGCAGGACUGGCCAGCGGGUCUACCUUCAUCUCCAAAGGACCCGUCGUCCGAAAGAAGAUGAUACCACUUCAAGUACUGGAGAUCCCCCUAGGAAGAAGCCUACUCGCCUGGCUAUUGGUGUGGAAGGCGGGUUUGACAUAACAGAGAAGUUUGAAUAUGAUGAGGAUGUGAAGAUUGUCAUUUUACCAGACUACUUGGAGAUUGCCCGAGAUGGGCUGGGAGGGCUGCCUGAGAUGGCCAGAGACAGGAUCACCAGUGCAGUGGAGGCCCUGCUGUCAGCAGACUCUGCCUCACGGAAACAGGAGGUGCAGGCUUGGGAUGGGGAGGUGCGGCAAGUCUCCAAGCACGCCUUCAAUCUCAAGCAGCUGGAGAAUCCUGCCCGAAUCCCUCCCUGUGGCUGGAAAUGUUCCAAGUGUGAUAUGCGGGAAAACCUGUGGCUCAACAUGACGGAUGGUUCCAUACUCUGUGGUCGUCGAUACUUUGAUGGCAGUGGGGGCAAUAACCAUGCAGUGGAACAUUACAAGGAAACUGGGUAUCCAUUAGCAGUCAAGCUGGGCACCAUCACACCUGAUGGUGCAGAUGUUUACUCAUAUGAUGAAGAUGAUAUGGUCUUGGAUCCCAAUCUGGCAGAACAUCUGUCGCAUUUUGGCAUUGACAUGCUGAAGAUGCAGAAGACAGACAAAACAAUGACAGAGCUGGAGAUAGACAUGAACCAGCGGAUUGGUGAAUGGGAGCUGAUCCAGGAGUCCAGCGUGCAGCUCAAGCCCCUCUAUGGCCCCAGUUACACAGGCAUCCGAAACUUAGGCAAUAGCUGUUACCUCAACUCAGUGGUUCAAGUGCUCUUCAGCAUCCCUGACUUCCAGAGGAAGUAUGUGGACAAGUUGGAGAAGAUCUUCCAGAAUGCACCAUCGGACCCCACCCAGGACUUCAGCACCCAGGUAGCCAAGUUGGGUCAUGGCCUUCUCUCAGGGGAGUACUCCAAGCCUGCACCCGAAUCUGGAGAUGGGGAACAGGUGCCAGAGCAAAAGGGAAUUCAGGAUGGCAUUGCCCCUCGAAUGUUCAAGUCCCUCAUUGGCAAAGGCCACCCAGAGUUCUCCACCAACCGGCAGCAGGAUGCCCAGGAGUUCUUCCUUCACUUUAUAAAUAUGGUUGAGAGGAAUUGCCGAAGCUCAGAAAACCCAAAUGAAGUAUUCCGAUUCCUGGUGGAAGAGAAGAUCAAGUGCCUGGCCACAGAGAAGGUCAAGUACACCCAGCGAGUGGACUAUAUCAUGCAGCUGCCUGUACCCAUGGAUGCAGCCCUUAACAAAGAGGAGCUUUUGGAGUACGAGGAGAAGAAACGCCAAGCAGAAGAGGAGAAGCAGCCUCUGCCAGAGCUGGUUCGGGCCCAGGUGCCUUUUAGUUCCUGUCUGGAGGCCUUUGGGGUCCCUGAGCAGGUGGAUGACUUCUGGAGCACAGCCCUGCAAGCGAAAUCUGUAGCUGUAAAGACAACACGAUUUGCCUCGUUCCCUGACUACCUGGUCAUCCAGAUCAAGAAGUUUACCUUUGGCUUGGACUGGGUGCCCAAAAAGCUAGAUGUAUCCAUCGAGAUGCCCGAGGAGCUGGAUAUCUCGCAGCUUCGGGGCUCAGGGCUUCAGCCUGGAGAGGAGGAGCUACCUGACAUUGCUCCACCCCUGGUCACCCCAGAUGAACCCAAAGGUAGCCUUGGUUUCUAUGGAAACGAAGAUGAAGACUCCUUCUGCUCCCCUCACUUCUCCUCUCCGACAUCUCCCAUGUUGGAUGAAUCUGUCAUCAUUCAACUGGUGGAGAUGGGCUUCCCCAUGGAUGCCUGCCGCAAAGCUGUCUACUACACUGGCAAUAGUGGGGCUGAAGCUGCUAUGAACUGGGUCAUGUCUCAUAUGGAUGAUCCAGACUUUGCAAACCCACUUGUCCUGCCUGGCUCCAGUGGUCCUGGCUCCACCAGCACAGUGGCUGAUCCCCCAUCAGAAGAUUGUGUGGCUACUAUUGUCUCCAUGGGCUUCUCCCGGGACCAGGCCAUGAAAGCGCUUCGGGCUACGAACAACAAUCUUGAACGGGCUGUGGACUGGAUUUUUAGCCACAUUGAUGACCUGGAUGCAGAAGCCGCUAUGGACAUUUCAGAGGGGCGCUCAGCUGCAGAUUCCAUCUCUGAGUCUAUUCCUGUGGGGCCCAAAGUACGAGAUGGUCCUGGAAAGUAUCAGCUCUUUGCCUUCAUCAGUCACAUGGGCACCUCUACCAUGUGUGGUCACUAUGUCUGCCAUAUCAAGAAGGAGGGCAGGUGGGUUAUCUACAAUGACCAGAAAGUAUGUGCCUCAGAGAAGCCACCUAAGGACCUGGGCUAUAUUUACUUCUACCAGAGAAUGGCCAGCUAAGAACCUGCACUUUGCCUCACAUCUUCCUGAAAAUGGAGACCAGGCAACAGUGGCAUCACAGACCAACUGGCAUGAGGAGGGGCUGGACAGAGAAGGAACCCCUAUUCUCCUCCUCAACCCCCUUCUCUUCCUAUCCCUUACAGCACACUGGAGGCCUUGAGGGACUGGCUGAGUUAAGGGGAAAGCUGGAAUGCAGGGGCCACCCCCACAGACUUGGUGGGGGAGAGGGGAGGGGAGGAAUGGACCUUCUGUCUGUAAUGAGAUCUUUUCAGUUCCCCUUCAGUUCCCCCUCCCUCUUCCACACCCUUUAGAACUCUGCUUUUGAUUCUCAGUGUAACCUUGCUCAGGCCCUUCAAGGAAGAGAGAUGAAGAGAGAGAGAGAGAGAGAGAGAGAGAGUGUGUGUGUGUGUGUGUGUGUGUGUGUGUGUGUGUGUG